AUGUCAAAUAAAGCUUCCAGCCGUUUCUUUACACUUUGUAUUACUGACAUCAUCGACCGGGGUGUUUCCUUAGCCGAAGCCGAAAUUCGACUUGAUCUGUUCAUCGCGGCGUUCAGCCUGUACGAAGUUGGAGAUGCCGAAGUUUGCCGCUCGCUUCACAACAUCCUGGCUCCGUGCAUGGAUGAAUUGUCAGUGUCUCCGUUACCCGGGGCCAAAGUUCUGCUAAAAUUGCUGCAAUCAGCUAAGGUGUAG
Molecule: messenger RNA, 252 nt
Organism: Echinostoma caproni
Lineage: Eukaryota; Metazoa; Platyhelminthes; Trematoda; Plagiorchiida; Echinostomatidae
Source: the annotation of a GenBank genome assembly